Messenger RNA from Myotis lucifugus (little brown bat), 956 nucleotides. RefSeq names its product mannosidase beta like (gene MANBAL). NCBI's taxonomy places the organism in Eukaryota, Metazoa, Chordata, Mammalia, Chiroptera, Vespertilionidae. Gene Ontology annotation, cellular component: membrane. The record is from RefSeq and is a predicted model, not a curated record. The coding region runs from base 218 to 541 and encodes 107 amino acids. The transcript has 3 exons.
AGAAGGACCAUUUUAAGAUGAGUCAGACCAUGCCAUCAUCAUCAUCAUCAUUAUUAUUAUUAUUUCUAAGAACCUUCAAGUGACUUCUCUUUCACUUAGAGGAAAAACCAAAGUCCUUUUAAUGGCCUGUUGACCCUACACAGUUUGCUUUCUCUACUGUUCUUGAUCAUCAUGUUCAUUCCUGCCUCAGGACCUUAUCCCUUGCUGUUCCUUCAUCAUGGGGUUCCCUAACAGAAGUUGGCUCUGGAGUGUGGUGAGUCCUCAGAGGAGACCUCAGAUAGCGGGAGCCAUGGCCUCUGACCUGGACUUCUCACCUCCUGAGGUGCCUGAGCCCACAUUCCUGGAGAACCUGCUACGGUAUGGACUCUUCCUGGGGGCCAUCUUCCAGCUCAUCUGUGUGCUGGCCAUCAUCAUACCUGUUCCCAAGUCCCACGAGGCGGAGACGGAACCAUCUGAGCCCAGAAGUGGGGAAGUGAGGAAGCCCAAGGCUGCUGCUCCUACAAACAAGAGGCCCAAGAAGGAGGCCAAGAAGAAGCGUUAGAAGACAAGGCCUGUGGAGCCGGAUGGGAGGGGCAAGGGCCUGAAGGCGACCCUCUGGGGACUCAGCGUCCUGUUCCCUCGCUCCGUCCAGGCUCAGAGAUCUGGACAAUCAUGACAGUCCCAGGUCCCAGCUCGGCAGACCACCACUUCCUCUUCCUCCUGCUUCCUUGGUGGUUUAGAGUCAAGGAGACUAAAAUACUCAGUGAGCAGAGACUGUUUGAGAAGUCUGUUCACAAGCCCGGUCAGAUUAUGUUUUCAACUUAAUCAUGGAGUCUGGCCUUUAGUUACCCACCUUGUGGAUUUACACUACGUUUCAGAGCCAUUAGCUAAUGCUGACAAGCACCGCCCUCUCCCAUUAUUUGUGCACCACAGACCCUGCUAAUCAGGCACCUUUGUCUCUUCCGCUUGUGCAAGUG